AUGAAUCCAGAAGAAUGUUUUCAGCAUGCACUUGAUCCAGGCGCCACCGAAAUCACAAGUCAGAAAAAUAUGGAGCUUUUUGUGGCUGAACUUGCAAAAAAUGGACAUAUUACUCAGCAAGAUACUUGGAUUACUUCACUUUUCCCACAACCAUCACCUGCUCGUCCAGUUACAUUUGAAAACUUUAAACGUGCAGUUAUCGACACAGAGUUUAAGAAUGAAAGAUUGGCAUUUGAAGAACAUUGUGCACAUGUUGACGAAUCUCUCGAUUUACUUGAACGACAAGUCAAGAAAGCGCUUUCAUAUCCAUCAGACGUCGUUAAUUUACACUUCAUUCUUAAUACUAUUCAAGAUUUAAAGCAGACAAUUGCAGGAUCAACAGCAGCAACAGAUAACGAGCAAGAUAACAAAGUUCAGAGAUUCAGAAACUUCUUUUGGAGUCGUAUUGACGGCGUUGAUCCACCAAUACCUCAACCAACUGCUCAAAGAAUUGCAUAUGUCGGCCAAUUAGUUAAGAAUCAGAGAAAGAAAGUUCAACCACCUGUUAAAUCGCGUAAUGGUACUAAAAAGCAAAUCUGUCCUGGUGUUUGCUGCUUUGCUGCUCAAGAUGCUGCAAAGAAUUUAAUAGAUGUCAUAGAAGUUGAUGCAUUGACAGCCUCAUAUACAGCAUACCAUAAGGAAGCUCUAGACUUCGAGAUAGCCCGUGAAUUCCUUCCUUCACAUUGUUUCAGAUCUCCUUUAGAUAUGAGAUGCGAAACAGGAGAUAAAGUCUGGUUUAUGUACGAUAGCAACCGAUAUCUCCCAAUUUUAUCGUUUUUCCGUGGUCCAACUGCAAUUGGCGAACAAUCUCCACUUUUUGCACAUUGGAGAUCCAGAAUUGCAACAGCAUUGUGCGAUUUAACAAUGUAUGGCUCAAAGAGACUUGCAGCGCCUUUAGGAGCUGCUAAUAUUAAUGUAACCGCAGAUGGCGACCAAAUCUGCAUAGUAGAUGCAGAAUGGGGUGCAGACAAAGAUGUAGAGGCGCAUGAUGAACCACUGGCAAUUCCAUCAUUAAUUAAAAUUAUUGAUGAAAUUAUUUUGCCAAAUUUGCAAGGUCCCGUACUUAAAUGUAUACUUGAAAUUGCUAGAGAAGGAGGAUGCACCAUUUUUGAUAUUGUAAGACAUCCUUACUUCAGAGCUUUGCAAUCUCAAGGCGAAGUUAAGAAUCAGAUCGCUCUUUCAAGGUCUAAAGGUGGUGAAACAACCAUUGAAGAUUAA
Molecule: messenger RNA, 1257 nt
Organism: Trichomonas vaginalis G3
Lineage: Eukaryota; Parabasalia; Trichomonadida; Trichomonadidae
Exons: 1
Coding region: 1-1257 (418 amino acids)
Source: RefSeq, a predicted model, not a curated record